This is a messenger RNA of Rana temporaria (common frog), 2783 nucleotides long. Its product is annotated as regulator of G-protein signaling 3-like. The coding region runs from base 135 to 1199 and encodes 354 amino acids. The record is from RefSeq and is a predicted model, not a curated record. NCBI's taxonomy places the organism in Eukaryota, Metazoa, Chordata, Amphibia, Anura, Ranidae. The transcript has 7 exons.
CAGCUUCCCUGUCCCUGCUGAAGAAAAGCAAAAAAAAAUCUAUGAUGGUAAGACCAGAAGACAACUUAAGGUCAGAAUAGGAGAGCACCCCAGGGACAUAAAGAAAGAAAAGGAAAGAGAUCCUGAGAAGGGCCAUGAAAGCCCAGUGGCAAAACAUUUCGCACAACAGCACCAGGGCAAACCAGAUGGCCUUGAGGUUAAAGAUGCUCCAUGUGUUUAACCCACUUCGCAAAUCUGGCAGUGACACCUGCCUUUCUCCUGAUAAUCCUCAAAAUUGGAAACGUUUAGCGAUCCGAAGAGCCCCUCCUGCUGACAACCCAGACCCAUCCUCCCAAAAGGUUCCCGCUUUACCCAUCCCGGAGGUGCGGGUGGAACGUUCCUUUAGUGCCGGUAACUUGGUUUGUGACAGCGAUGAAGAGGAGGGGGCGGAUGGAAGAAAUUUGGGGGUCCCCGGAUCCAUGUGGAGGACACGGAGUGAAUCCCAUUUGGACACGGGAGGCAGGGAGGAGCCUCUAGGGGAAAAGGGCAAGUCUGGCAGUGGAUGGAGCUUACCGUCACCAAAGACCAUGAGGAAGAAGAGAAAGGCAGCAAAAGUUUCAGCAGCAAAACAAAACCUCUUUUCAUUUUUUAUGGGAUCCUUUAAGUCGCUGGCCUCAAGUGUGGAGACAGAUAUAGGAUCCGUCUGUGAAACUGACAGAGCGCCAAGGCACAAAAAGAAGGAACAGAAGCACAAAAGAAGCCAUUUGUCUCUGUUCCGACUGUGGCCAUCUCAUUCAUCUCAUAUUACACGGCCCAGCGGAGAAGACGUCCAGAGCUGGGGGCAGUCCCUUGAAAUCCUGCUUGCUCAUCCAUAUGGACGAGCUCUCUUUCGGGUAUUCCUGCAGUCAGAGUUCAGCGAUGAAAACCUGGAUUUCUGGUUGGCCUGUGAAGAGUACCGAGAUACGCACCCUCAUUUUAUCCUCAACAGCCGAGCUCGCAAAAUCCAUCAGCACUACAUCGCGUUUCAAUCCCCAAAAGAGAUCAAUUUGGACUCCAACACAAGGGAGCUAACCGAACACAACCUUCUAGUCCCCACACGCUCAUCAUUUGAUGAAGCUCAGCGAAGAAUUUACGGCCUGAUGGAACGCGAUUCCUACCCACGAUUUCUUCGUUCUGAUCUCUACCAGAGUAUGCUCCAUCCACCCAAUGGAGCCUGCUGAGUGAGGAAGAACAGUACGGUGAGCGCGGGGAGGAGCCAGCUCAGUACCUGGCUAAAGGGACUGCCGUUUUUAGCUUUUCAAUGGACCGUCUUAGAAAGGUUUUCUUGAAGGACUGCAUGACCUGUGUCAAGAUGGAGUCAGUCAUGCCAAAGCUUGCCAGGAGUGGCUAUAUUGAACAAUGAGUAUCUCUUAAAAUAUGCCCCCGUUUUGAUCCUGCGCGGACCAAAAUGCUUCUAUGCCAUAGCCUUCUCAGGCUAAGCCAUUUUUGAACUGUGGAGCUUCUUGCCUUUACUUUUUUUGCCAUUUUGAAUCAGAAAGGAGUCAGAGAUUGGCUGCUAUGAUUCAAGGUGGAGUCUGUCGUGUCAGCGCUUGUAGUGGUGACCAGUGUUAACACUAACGGAUCUAAACAAAGAAAAGGUCUCCCGCAGUGGUCUCGAAGGUCGUAAGGUUGGAUCGUCUUUAGGAGACGCUUCGUCGGUGGUGACCGCUUGCCUAAAAUAACCUUCCACUUAGAACACUAAUUACGUCUGAAGAUCGGAGCCAGACAGACAGACGUAGGCCUCCCUCAUCUCGGAGGCCAUUUUGAACACUAAUUUUAAACCAAGUCAUCUUUUGUUUUUUUGGUAAGUUGUAAUCAGAUAGGUGGGCUUCUAUCUUUUCUGAUGACCACCAAUGGUUGAAGAGUCAAAAUCGAUGUAAUAUAUUUUAAAUUAAUUUUUUUAAUUAUUUUUAAAAAAAAAACAGAGACAUUCAUUUUAUUAGGUUAAAACCUGCUGAUUUCAGAAUUGUUAUCAAUCCUGGGGGGUUAUCCUGCCAUGGUACAUUUUCGCCUGCAGGUCAGAUCACCGUUGUGGUCCAGUUAUGCAUAACAAAGGUCAGCCAUUUUGAACAACGUCACUUGAGCCAUCAGCCGUUAUGAGCUCAGGUAAUGAAAGGCCACGUUUUGAAAAAAACAUUGGCUCCUGCUCUCCCCCCCCCCCCCCCCCCACCAACACACCCAAAGUCUCUACCUUUUGUUAACACUAUGGAUAACCUUUGAAGCCUUGCGCCUUUUUCUUUGCACUGUUAAAUGCCUUUUGCGCCUUUUUCUGCCAUUUUUUUUAAAAUGCCUCCAUAUUGAUGCACUGAAGCCAUGUCCCGCUCCUGCACCCCGAUGAUGCACGUUGCUGCCUCAGUUCAGCUGGCCACUAUUUAUAUGGCCCAUGUAGCCGUCACCUCUUAAUGUUGUCCAUUUUUUUUUUUCCCGUGUGUUGAGUCAUACUUGUCCGUAGUCACAAUGUUAGAAAUUGUGUCAGCCAUUUUUGAAGAAGUCUGUUCCCUAGCAGGGAUCCUAAGCCUCUCUUUGCCCUUUUUCAAGUUGAGCAUUUCUUUAUUUUCUACUUUUCUGUUACGGCCUGCAUUGCCCUCCCAUAACUUCCCUGCUUGAGACCUGCAACGUGUUGUACAUCAUUUACUUGUGGCGAUAAGUUUGAAAUCAGGUUAAACAAAGUGUUUAUUUUAUUUUUUGGGUUAUGAAGUCUAAAUGUUUUUUAUGAGUAACUAUGUAACUAGUCUUAAGCACUGAAUAAAGUUCUACAGUAUUCA